AUGAACAAACUCGACGAGCUGAAGCAUAACAUCACCGAGGUGGCGUUGAAGAACGGUGAAAAGCAAACAUCUACCAACGGCGCCGUCUCCCGCGGACCGAGCCCCAACCGUGGUGCCUCUGUUCGCGAUGUCGACGCCCAAGGCCCAGACUCGGAGAGCAAGCGCGAGUGGCAGAAGAAGCGCGGCAUCGACCUCUCCAAGCAGGUCAGAAUCACCAAAUUGAGCCACAUGCGCUAUCAGCAUCCCGACCUGAACAAGAUCACGACGUUUUUGAGAGACUUUGGCAUGCAUGUGGUCAAGAAAGGCGAGAAUGAGCGUUGGUUCCGUGGCUAUGGCCCCGACCAAUACGUCUACUACGCCCGCCAGGGUCCCAAGAAGUUCCUGGGUGGUGCUUUCGAAGUCGAGUCCAAAGAAGAACUCGAGAAAGUGACCAAACUCCCCGGCGCCACGGUCCUGACGAACGGUAUCGAAGAGAUGACUGACGCCCCUGGAGGCGGGUAUAUCGUCACCAUCGCAGAUCCAGAGGGAUUCAAUGUGAAUUUCAUCUAUGGACAGGCAGAGGUCAAGGAGGAGAGGCAGAAGCCUGGCAAGUUACUUGUGAACGACGAGACGGAUAAGCCCAGAGCCAAGGCUUUCCAGAGAUUUGAGCCUGGACCAGCCGCUGUCCACAAGCUGGGCCAUUUUGGCAUCAACGUUGACAACUUCCCGGAGACGAUGGACUGGUACACACGCCACUUCAACCUCUACCCAAGCGACAUUCUCUACGUGCCCCAAGACUCCAUUGACCCCGCCACCGGCAAGCCGGCACGCAAGGAAGUCGGCCUCUUCGCCUCCAUCGACCGCGGCCAGAAAUGCGUCGACCAUCACACCUUCUUCAUGACCACCACCGUCCCCGGCAAGGACAAACACGUGCACCACUCCUCGUACGAGGUGCACGACUUUGACACUCAGCUCCUGGGUCACCAAUGGCUCGCAGAGAAGAAGUACGAACCCGUCUGGGGUGUCGGGCGACAUAUUCUCGGCUCACAGAUCUUUGACUACUGGUGGGACGUGUCGGGGUUCAUGGUCGAGCAUUACGCCGAUGGAGACCUCGUUAAUGAGGACACACCGGUUGGGUAUGGACCCGCAGAGCACGAGGGUCUGGCGGUUUGGGGUCCCGAGGUGCCGCAGACGUUCUUGGAGUAG
Fonsecaea multimorphosa CBS 102226 is the source of this 1185-nucleotide messenger RNA. RefSeq lists its product as uncharacterized. The coding region runs from base 1 to 1185 and encodes 394 amino acids. NCBI's taxonomy places the organism in Eukaryota, Fungi, Ascomycota, Eurotiomycetes, Chaetothyriales, Herpotrichiellaceae. Gene Ontology annotation, molecular function: methylmalonyl-CoA epimerase activity. Gene Ontology annotation, biological process: L-methylmalonyl-CoA metabolic process. Gene Ontology annotation, cellular component: mitochondrion. The transcript has 4 exons. The record is from RefSeq and is a predicted model, not a curated record.